AUGCAGCCGCCACAACCAUCAAACAACCCUUCUCUUCCACCAUCAUCACAACAACAAGACUCACCACAAGCUGAAAAAGCUGAAAGCAAGCCUUUCACACCUUUGAGUACGUCCACGAGUGUUCAUUCUUCUACUGAUCAUCCUUCAAGUCCAUUCAUCAACACUAUGGAUCCAAUCACUCUUCCAUCCAUUGUUCCAGAAAACAACAACAAGAAGGAUGACAAACCACCUCUGGUUCCUCCAUUCAGUCAUUCUUCCAUGAGCCAAGAAGAAAAUCAUCAAUCUAACACCAUUACCAAGAUGGAAGAAUCAUCAUCAAACAAUCAUCAUCCAACAUCAAAUUCUUCGCACCUUUCAACGACCGCACCAACCAUCCCAACAUCAUCAUCAUCCAUAACAACAAAUAACAACAAUGAUGUAACCACUACUAGCACACCAUCAACCCAAGGAUUAGCCUCUCCACCACAACAACCCUAUCAUAGACCUAUUGCCAAAAGUUUUAAGAGUCCUCCACCCUCUGAUUUCUUCGUAAAUAUUGCUGCAAAUUUAAGUUAUUCAGCUAUUGCUCAAUACUUUCGAUUACCUCUUCAUGAGGCUUGUGUGUUCUUGCACGUCGAUGAGUCCUCUCUCAAGAAGAGAUGCCGAGAACUUGGUAUCAGAAGAUGGCCAUACAGAAAGAGAGGCAUUGCUAAAUCCAACAACAACAAUAACAACUCGAAUGGUAAUAACAACAACUCGUUCAAUACCAACAAUGGAAACAUGCAAUCAAAUCCUCAGAACACAGAAGAAGAUUCAGAAUCGUUGUUUUCAUGUUUUCAAUUACACAAGAAGGUAUCCAUCAAACAUUCAUCCUCCUAUUCGCAUCAUCAUCAAAAUAACAACCCUACGACCUUCCAUCCAAAAUCGAGUGAUGAAGCUGUAGCUGCUGAAGUGUUAGGUGCUAUGUGCAUCUCCUCUUCUCAAAGCUCACCUUCCAUACACCAGAAUUUGUCUUCACCAAAACCAAAUGGUCCAAUGAUCAUGUCAUGUCAGCAGCAACACAACUCCAAUUACUAUCCGAUGAUGCCACCACCACCACCACAACAGCACAUGGCUUGUUCCUAUGGUGGUCCUCCUCCUCCCUCGUUCACACCUCAUGCGUAUGAUACGUGCAAUCGAACCAUCACGGUACCACCACCACCUCCAAUAAUGGGCAACAAUCAUCAAAUACCAACUACUCAACAACCUCCUUAUCAGAAUGGUUCCUAUUGUAGUAAUGCACCACCACCACCAUCACUCUCAAUACCUCCUCCACCAUUACCACCUUAUUCUCACCACUACCAACACUAUCAGGGAACGAAUGGAGGCACAUUCACAACAAACCCACCACCACCUCAACUGCAUCAUCAGGUUGUAUCGACUUGUGCAGCGACUCCAAUUCAAACACAACCGAAUGGUGGUGGAACUCCACAACAAGUUGUGAAUUCACAAUCGUCUGGUGGUGGUGGUGGUGGUGUUGUUGCUAGUUCUGAGACUCAACAACAGGGUAUUGUUCUUGCUUCAGGAAGUGUCAUGGUGAAUCAUAAUAACAAUCCAUCACAACCAUCAUCUACACAACAGCAUCCGUUGUACUAUCCUCAACAGCAGCAGUCUCCACCAGGAGUGAUGGGUGGCAUUAACUAUGGACCAUAUCCAUCACCGCCACAUUCAUUACCUCCUCAUAAUAAUGGAUAUGGCUACCACUAUCCACCACCAUAUCCACCAACAACUCAUGAAAAUUCGACACAGCAACCCAACCAUGGUGCCUCUGCUCAGCCACAACAAGUGUCCUAUCCACCUGUGAUGGUACCUCAACCACCACCACCAUAUUCACAGCCUCACCCUCAACACCAGCAGAACUAUAUGCCACCACCACAAUCGUCAUUGCCUCAACCACAGAAUGAAAAGGUGAUUCAUGAAGACUCGUCAAAUACUAAUACCAAUGGAGGAAUGCAACCAUCAGCAACAACAACAACAAAUCAAUCUACUUCCUCUUCUGUGAAUAAUAGUACUAAUAGUGCCACCCCUAGCAAUGCAUCAAGUGGCAACCAUGCAACGACCACUCCCAUUGCUACAAAUUCAAACACAACCACCGCAACAGCACUAUCGACUCCAGCAACAAGUACUACUAAUGGCUCAGCCACUCACACCAUGGUGUCAACAAGUUGUUCAUAUCCUCCUCAACCAUUGCAAACCUAUGGACCACCACCACCCUCUCAUUAUGGAUACUAUUAUGAUCCUUAUCGAUCAACACCACCAACUCAAUACCAACCACAACCAGGAAUGUAUCCAUAUCCUCCACAGCCACAACAGAGCACUAAUGGUGGAGUGACACUUCAACCAGGAAUGUAUCCAUAUCCUCCUUCUCAACAACAACAACACUAUUCGAAUGGAUAUCCACCUCAAAGUUACCCAAUGAAUAUGAAUGGAGGUGUCAAUACACCAACAAUGGAUGGUCCGACCUAUCCAUAUUCACAUCAGCAAUAUGGAGGUUAUUCUCAAGUGCCACCACCACCACCACCACAUCAUUCAUUCACGAAUGCUCCUUAUGGUCCUCCUCCUUCUCACUCACAACCACCGUUCAUGACAGCUUCCUCCUCUUGGAAUAAUUAUUUACAGCCUACUUGCUUACAAGGUACCACAACUCCAGCAACUGGUACCGCAACUACUACUACUGCUAAUACAAGUGGCAGUGGUAUCGCAAGUACUACUACUACUACCACUUUGAGUGCCAAUAAUAGUAAUAAUGGACAAUCACCACCUUUGGUUGCACUCAAUAGUGUUGAUUCACACGUGCAUGGUGUUGUUGGUGUUAUUCAACCUUGCCGAACAAUUGCAAGUUGUGGAACCAGUGGAGGAUCAUCUUCUUCUGGUGGAAGUAAUAAUGGAGAUGUGACAUCAUCGACCUCACCUCAGCCUCCAUCAUCAUCAUCAGGACGAACCAAGAUGAUUUACGAACGUCAAAAGAAAAUCAUUCAACCAGUGAGGACUUAUCAAGCAGAGACUGGUGUGGAUUCAUCUUCACCAUUGACCAAACGAGAUCGAUCUGAGGAAGUUGAAUCACCGAUUGCCACAAAGAAGGUUACUUAUUCUCAACCUUGUGCCUCAAGCACUUCCAAUGUUGUUGCUUCUACCAAUGUCAAUACCACAGCAACAUCAGUGACUGUCGAUCAAAAGUAG
Naegleria fowleri is the source of this 3198-nucleotide messenger RNA. RefSeq lists its product as uncharacterized. Gene Ontology annotation, molecular function: DNA-binding transcription factor activity. The transcript has 2 exons. The record is from RefSeq and is a predicted model, not a curated record. NCBI's taxonomy places the organism in Eukaryota, Heterolobosea, Eutetramitea, Acrasida, Naegleriidae. Bases 1 to 3198 code for a protein of 1065 amino acids.